UGUUUAACUCUAAGUAAAAAUGCAACAAAAAUAGUUAAUUCAAAAAGAGAAGCAUUAUUAGCUGCUUUACAAAAACAUUUGGAUGAACAAAUGCCUAAUAAAAUUGAGGCUUCUAUUCGAAUGGCUGAACUUAUUUUAAGAAUAUCGAAUGUUCAUAAAGUUGCUGCAUUUAAACGAGAAACUUUAUGUACAAUUGAAACAUUUAAUUUAAUGUCUCCACAUCCAUUAACUAUGGAACUUUCCAAAAAAUAUGCUGAAAUUUCUUUCUUUUAG
Molecule: messenger RNA, 273 nt
Organism: Meloidogyne enterolobii
Lineage: Eukaryota; Metazoa; Nematoda; Chromadorea; Rhabditida; Meloidogynidae
Source: the annotation of a GenBank genome assembly